This is a messenger RNA of Mollisia scopiformis, 2031 nucleotides long. RefSeq lists its product as uncharacterized. The transcript has 4 exons. Gene Ontology annotation, molecular function: transmembrane transporter activity. The record is from RefSeq and is a predicted model, not a curated record. Gene Ontology annotation, biological process: transmembrane transport. Gene Ontology annotation, cellular component: fungal-type vacuole membrane; plasma membrane. NCBI's taxonomy places the organism in Eukaryota, Fungi, Ascomycota, Leotiomycetes, Helotiales, Mollisiaceae. The coding region runs from base 200 to 1759 and encodes 519 amino acids.
CGCGACAAUCAUUCCGACGGAUAUCUGCAGUACCACGUCGCACAACCUCUUAUCAGGAUAACCGCCACUGUUCAUCACGAUCCUUCCUCGUGUUCCUUCUUUCCUCGAAUCAAUUUCUCGCGCUUUUACAAAACAGUGUUCAGGCUGCGCUCUUGAUCCCAAUUCUCAUUUAAGCUCUCUUCAAUCCAUCAACACAACCAUGGACGCAGAAAAGGGAAUCCAAGAGAAGACGACACCAGUUGCUGACCUCUCACCUGGCGAUAUCGAUUUCGCAAACAAUGACGAUCUCAUCUCCAACAAAGACAUCUCCAGCUCCUAUUGGGGCGUGCUCGGAAAAUGGUCUCGCAAACUCGAGAGUCUCGGUGUCGAAGCACGAGGAAUCCAACCCGUUAGACCAGAUGAACGAACACCUCAAUCAUACUGGGGUCUCUGUAUGAUUUGGGCAUCAGCCGGUCUCACCAUUGGCACGUUGACAGCUGGACUACUUGGUCCAAACGUGUUCAAUCUCACAUUCAAUCAAACAUGUGCCAUUAUCUGGGGAGCUGGUGCCCUUGGAACUUCUGUCUCGGCAUAUCUUGCAAUCUUUGGCAAGAAGAAUGGACUUCGUGCUUUGGUCAAUACUCGUUUCAUUUUCGGUUACUACGGAGCUAUGAUCAUUGCAGCCCUCAACAACCUUACCAACAUCGUGUACGGAGUUCUUGACUGCAUUCUUGGUGGACAGACCUUAAAUACGCUGUCAAAGGGAAGACUCCCCACGAUUGCGGGAAUGGUUAUUAUGGGGCUAGUGCCGUGGUUUCUUGGCACGGCAGGGUUUAAGUAUAUCCACUACUACGAAAGAGUGGCUUGGAUUGGUCCAACAAUAGUGUUCAUCUCCUUUUUGGCAGUCGGAGCUUCUCAUUUCGAGACCUCAAUGGCACCACCCACAACCCUGGAUACAAAAACGCAAACAGGACUCAUACUAUCCUACAUCGCUGUUGUCUAUGGCUCUUUCUCCGGCUGGGUAGCUAUCAGCGCUGAUUACUAUAUCUACUUCCCUGUCAAGACCCAAUCAUGGAAGAUCUUUCUGAUGAGCUUCCUGGGAAUGUAUGUCAUGCCUGCAUUCGCCAUGACAUGCGGCGCUGGCUUGGCGACUGCUCUAUGGACAGAUGAUGCUUGGGCUGCGAAUUGGAGCGAUAAUGGGAGUGUUGCUGAUCUUUUGGAAAUUGUCCUCCGCCCCUUAGGUCCAGUCCGCUAUUUCUUUAUCUUCAUAUUCGCCUGGUCCCUUAUCUCUAACAAUGUUUUCAAUUACUACUCGAUCUCCAUUACAACGCAGAUCUUCGGUUCGAAAGCGCUGAUGCUACCUCGAUACGUGUACACGCUUAUUUCUUGCGUUAUCAUGGUCAUCAUGGCUAUUGUUGGACGCAAUGAUCUUUAUACUGUGCUCUCAGAUCUGAUGGCUAUCAUCGGAUACUGGUGUACCAUCUACUGGGUCAUCUUCGUGGAAGAGCAUCUGAUUUUCAGGGUCUGGAUGAAUAGAGGCUGGGAUUUAAGUGCAUGGAAUGAUAGGAAGAGACUGCCAACCGGAGUUGCCGCGAUCUUCGCUUUUCUAGUAGGCUGCAUGGGUGCGAUUUUGGGGAUGAGCGAAGCAUGGUAUACGGGUGUGGUGGGAAAGAUGAUUGGAAGUGAAGGCGGAGAUCUAGGAUCUGAGUUGGGGUUCUUGUUUGCCGGGGUGGCGUAUCCUGUUUUGAGAUGGGUUGAGCUGAAGUUUGUUGAUAGGUGAUGUUUAGAUUCACGAGAGGAGGGGGCACGAUGACUCGACUUUGGAGGAUUCAGAAUUUCUACUAUUGAUGGAUUGCUCACUUGUUCGCUUUGGAAAACUUGCUUACGGUACUAGCAGGCGGCUGAUAUAUGCUACGAGUCCUGAGAUCCAUGAACGUGUCAGAAACAAAUUUGCUAGUAUUUGUCAAAAUAGUCUCAACACAUUCUCCACCAAAGCUGAUGCCUUAGAUCCAAUAUUCGAUGUAGAGGUGACGACGCCUCUACCAUCUCGAU